AAUGAAUUUAUGUAUCAUUAAUAUAAUUUAAAAUAAAUGAAUAGAAAUCAAUAAAAUCAAUAAGCAAUAGCUUAAAAAACAAAUAAAAGUUAUUUAGUAGGUUCAGAUGUAACAAGAGGGAAAUCUGCUGUUUAAUAAUAACCUGUUUAAUAAGUAGUUGGAAAUGGAUUUGAUGCACAAAAAUAUGUUAAACCUGGUCUUAGUAAAGAGGAAGUUUUAAAGAUUAAGGAAUGUUUUGAUAUAUUUGAUGAUGAUAAGAGUGGAUCAAUAUCGUAAUAGAAAAUGAUUAUAUAAGUCCAAAUGAGAUGAAAAAUGCUAUUAUUGCAUUAGGUAUGGAGCAAUCAGCCGAAGAUAUUGUGAAUAUGAUUUAAGAUCUUGAUUAAGAUGGAUCAAGUUUAAUAGAUUUUGAAGAAUUUUUAAAUAUAUUUGGAUUUUCAGGGUAUAUUGUAAAUUAAAAAUCAAUAUUAUAGCACAAUAGAAGAUGAAUAAGUACUUGAGAAAUUAUAUUCUGAAUUUGAUUCCUCUGGAUAAAGUAAAGUAACUUAUGAGGAUUUCAAAAGAAUUAAUGAUUUAGUAUCAGAGAGAUAUACAGAUUAAGAAUUAAGAGAAAUGGUUGAAUAUGCUGAUAAAGAUAAAGAUGGAUCAUUAAGUUGGGAUGAAUUUAAAGCUGUUGUUUAAAAAGAAUAUUAAAAUCAAGCAUGAUAUGAUAAAUAAUAAUACCAAC
Messenger RNA from Paramecium sonneborni, 724 nucleotides. NCBI's taxonomy places the organism in Eukaryota, Ciliophora, Oligohymenophorea, Peniculida, Parameciidae. The record is from the annotation of a GenBank genome assembly.